AUGGCGCUAUUUGCCAUCUUGAUGGUCGCCCCAGUCGACAACUUACAGUCCAAAGUCGAGACGCUGGAGAUGAGCUGUCGCGAUAACGAUCAAACUGGUGUCAAAGCCAUGCUCACCCAUUGGCGAGAAAUAAGUCUGGUCGGUAUUCAAGCAUGCAUGUCUUCCCAAGUCCUCUUUACAGCGAAUGACUCCGUCUCUGAGAGUCUCGUGGAUGGGAGCAUCAAGCCUCAUCUGUUCAACAAGGGCCGGCAAAAAAGCAGCUUCUCUCCCAAGAAAGCCAUUCAUCCGACGCAAGAGGUGCUCCCGUCUCAUCGCUCACCUCAAGACCCCUCAACCUGCCAUCUCCGAAACCACAAGCACAAGGCCUGGCUGAGGGAAGAGCAGCAUGGGCUGAAAGACAUGUACCGGGAUGGCCAAGUUUGUUGCCUUGGCAUCAUGCCAAAUCCUGUAGUAGCUCAUAUUUUCCCCUUGGUUGGUUCGAAACUAUCCAGCAUCACGGCCAUGGUCGUCAUCUUUUGGGUAAUGGCUGGGGAUCAAAACAUCAGCGAGUCCCCUCAGAAUCUCAUCUCGUUCAAUCGUCAACUACACUGGUGGUCCAACAAUGGCCGCAUGGCGCUCAAACCAUUGCGGGUGAUGAAAGGUGGAACAGUUCAAGUGCAGCUUCACUGGGUCGAGCCAGGCCGGUCGACGCCAGAUAUGAGCAUACGUGGUGUCUGUUAUGACGAUUUAAUAACGCGAGUUGACCAAAGCCAUCUCCCAAACUUCCAUCUUCUCCAACUGUCAUGGGAGCUUCGUCGUGUUGCUGCGGUUUGUGGCGCAUAUCCAGGGCCUGAGGAUGAGUUGGACGAUGACGAGGAAGAGUAUUCUGGUGAUGAUGAAGGACAUGAUGAUGACGAGGAUUGCGAUGACAAUGAUGGUGUCGAUGUCGAUGCUCAUCUCGGUAACUGGCAGGAAAACCAGAACGCCCAAAUACAUCAAUGGAUGGGGGAGGUUGAGGCGGAAAACGGCACCAAAGCCAAGAAGGCUUCCAACGGCACCGAAUACAAUGACUCGGGAAUUUGA
Molecule: messenger RNA, 1062 nt
Organism: Trichoderma aggressivum f. europaeum
Lineage: Eukaryota; Fungi; Ascomycota; Sordariomycetes; Hypocreales; Hypocreaceae
Exons: 4
Coding region: 1-1062 (353 amino acids)
Source: RefSeq, a predicted model, not a curated record